Messenger RNA from Musa acuminata subsp. malaccensis (wild Malaysian banana), 716 nucleotides. NCBI's taxonomy places the organism in Eukaryota, Viridiplantae, Streptophyta, Magnoliopsida, Zingiberales, Musaceae. The record is from RefSeq and is a predicted model, not a curated record.
UCCGUCCCUCUGGGUUCCCAAUGUUCCACUGGUGCGCGAGAGACCAGUGAGGCGUCCGACUGCAUACCUCACCGAGGGGAUCUCCCAAAGACCUCGUCGCCGCUCUUCCGGCAUCAAUGCGCGUGGCGGUGAUCGGUGCGGGCAUCAGCGGGUUGGCGUCGGCCUACACGCUUGCCAAGGCCGGCGUCGACGUGGUACUCUACGAGAAAGAAGACUACUUGGGCGGGCACGCCAAGACCGUCACAUUCGAUGGCGUCGAUCUCGAUCUUGGUUUCAUGGUCUUCAACCGGGUAACUUACCCGAACAUGGUGGAGUUCUUCGAGACUCUGGGCGUCGACAUGGAGAUAUCCGACAUGUCGUUCUCCGUGAGCCUGGACGAAGGCAAAGGCUGCGAAUGGGGAAGCCGCAAUGGUCUCUCCAGCUUGUUUGCGCAGAAGACCAACGCGUUCAAUCCCUCCUUCUGGCGAAUGAUUCGUGAGAUCGUCAAGUUUAAGGGCGACGUUCUCAUGUACCUCGAGGAGCACGAGAACAAUCCUGAUAUGGAUCGAAGUGAGACCUUGGAGCAUUUCAUCAAGUCACAUGGAUAUUCUGAGCUAUUUAUGAGGGCUUAUCUUAUUCCAAUCUGUGCUUGUAUCUGGUCAUGCCCUUCCGAAGGAGUAUUGCAUUUCUCAGCUUAUUCUGUCCUUUCUUUUUGCCGUAACCAUCACCUUCUUCAG